Messenger RNA from Crotalus tigris (Tiger rattlesnake), 6776 nucleotides. It is a transcript of the gene KMT5C, whose product is annotated as lysine methyltransferase 5C. Gene Ontology annotation, molecular function: histone H4K20 methyltransferase activity; protein binding. The coding region runs from base 174 to 1910 and encodes 578 amino acids. Lineage: Eukaryota; Metazoa; Chordata; Lepidosauria; Squamata; Viperidae. The record is from RefSeq and is a predicted model, not a curated record. The transcript is spliced from 10 exons. Gene Ontology annotation, cellular component: nucleus.
UUGUGAGGCGGGCGAACCAACAGCGGAGAAUAAGAACGGAGCGCUCGUGAAGGCAAUGGGAUGGGUGCAGUUUCGGCAUGACGCAUCCAGCCCGCGGACCGGCAGUUUGACAUGCCUGAGUUAACCAUAGGUAUUCAUUUCAGAGUUGAGAACAGUAUGGUUCUAGAAAGAAGAUGGGCUCCACUCGGUUAACUGCAAAAGAACUAUGUGAAAAUGAUGAUCUUGCCACAACGCUAAUUCUUGACUCUUACCUUGGCUUUAGGACUCAUAAAAUGAAUGUAAGCCCACUCCCAGCCAUCAGGAGGAAGCACCAUUUACGGGAGGCAGUAGAAGCUUUCCGGAAGCGCAAGGACCUAGAAGCAGCAUAUCAAGCCUUGAUGCAGGGUGGCUGGGCCUGCCAGUAUUUUGCAAACCGGAGCCAUCAGCAGGAAGCUGCCUUCAAGAGUCAUAUUUUUCGGUACCUUCGCAUUUUCCUUCCUGAGAGUGGUUUUGCCAUCAGACGCUGUAGUCGAUAUUCCUUAGAAAUAAAUGGAGCCCAGGUAGUGUCUACAAAGUCAUGGAGAAAGAAUGAUAAACUGGAGCUUUUAGAGGGCUACAUUGCAGAACUGACAGAACCCGACGAGAGCCUUCUCCGAGCAGGUGAAAAUGACUUCAGCAUCAUGUACUCCACUCGGAAACAGUGUGCCCAACUUUGGCUAGGGCCUGCAGCCUUCAUUAAUCAUGACUGCAGACCAAACUGUAAGUUUGUCCCAAUGGAUGGGAACACGGCUUGUGUCAAGGUGCUGCGGGACAUUGAGCCAGAUGAUGAGAUCACAUGCUUCUAUGGCGACGGCUUCUUUGGGGAGAACAAUGAAUUAUGCGAAUGCCACACUUGUGAAAGGAAGGGGGAAGGAGCUUUUCGCCUUCUGAAUCAGACACCAUUGGUAGCUACCUCAGUCAAUGAGAAAUACCUACUGAGAGAGACAGAUGGCCGUCUGCAGAGGUGGAAAAAGCAGUCUUGCAAACAUGCUCAACGUAAUGUGAAAGCAGGACACAAAGCCCGGCGCAGGAAAUCACAAUUACAUGGUGCUGUACACAGAUAUACCACUCGCUGGUACCUUAAGAUGCUGAAGCCUUUACACAUCCCAUUGCACAACUGCUUGGCCUGCAGAGCACGUGGAUGCAAACUCCGUAAGCAGCCUCUGGUGUGUCUGCUUCCUUGUCCUCCUCCUCUGUUGCCUGUAUUGCACCUCAGGCAGUCUUUGAUAAACAAGAAUUGCCACCCUGAGACGCAGCAAGACUGCUCUCUUACAAAGAUGCACAAUGGCCCUGAAAGCCCGGGCGUGGCCAAUCAGGGCAGCCUGGUAGUGAAUCUCGGGAAGAGAAUUCCCUUGGACUGGGCAAGGUUUCAUAGGGAAGUAGCGUGUGACAUUAAAGAAGAAAAACUUUCUAACACUAACGAGGAGUUUAGCCAGGGGACCGAGGAAUAUGAUUCAAAGGAUAUGGAGGAAAGUCAUGCUGAUGUUAAAGAAACCCAUGAAUCAGGAUCUGGGGUUCUCCAUUCAGGAAAGCUAGUCCCCUUUGAUUCUUCAGGUUCUCUUUCAUCCAGUCAGUUUUUGUGCAGAACAAGAAGCAUGGCUCAGUGCCAAGCUCACGUUUUGCCCCAAUCUCAGUUGUCAUUACCAAUGGUAGACCCCAAGCUUUCCCAGUAUGCUCACGUCCGCCUGGAAGGCCCACUUUUUGGAGGCAAGCAGUGCUGGCAGCAGCUCCCUUCAGACAACGUGGAGAAGGAACAAGCCGAGGAACAGCAUCUUCCUAAGCGGAUGGUUUCCUUUCCCCCUUUUGUGCCACCCAAACGGCUUCGACUGGUAGUGAGCCAUGGUUCCAUCAACCUUGAGGUAGCUGCAAGCUCCUGCGAGGAGAUGUCCUGAUCUGGCUGAACUCCUGUGACUGAAAACGAGACUUUAGCUUCUUAACUGAAUUUACCCAUGAAAACCAUCUACCAGAAUUUGCCUGAAAUUAUCCAUCUUUUUGUUGUGCCCUUCUCCCCAUCACCUUGUGUGGGUUGAUAACAUCUCUUCUGAAGUAAUGUCCCCAGUGGGCACAAGGCUGCCUGUGCUAAAAACGCCUUGUGUUCCACUCCUACUUUUUUCCAUUGAAAUUGAUAUUUCAGUUAUCUUUCCAGAGUACUUCCUUUAUCACAUCCUCACGAUUCCUUUAAAAGAAUUGUUCUCCACUACUUUGCCAAACUUUACUGUAUAGUCUUGAAACUUAAGCCAUAUAGUAGACUGCAUGGAUUGCCUCCUGGUCUUUUCUUUGAACUCUACUUUCUCUCCCACCGAGUCCUUUCACCUCUCUACUCGAUAUCUCCAUGCUCUGGUUUAUGCACUGUAAUUAUAGACUGCUUGACAGAUGGACAUGGUAUUUUGGCAUUUAUUGUCCCUACAGAGUGAGGCAGAAUUGGUGAAGUGACUUGUGGAGAAAAGAAAACCAGCAUCUAAUCAGGGAAGUCUCUUUAAAACUUAUUGCGAGAAAACCAGCAACCAGAAGUGCACAUUGGCAUGCAGCCUAAACAGUUCAGUCCAUUUAGCCUGAAGGCUGUUUUUUUGCUAAACAGCCUUAUAUGGGGGAUUAAAUUGUUCUUGCUCCUCUUCUUUUGCCGUCUCACUGUUCGGAUGCCUAUUGUUACAAGACAUCUAAUUUUCUAGUUUUGGAAGCUACUUUUAUAUUAGUUAUUUUGCGUGACUUAUUUCUUCUCCCAGCUAGAGUUUUAAACAGGUGUCUACUGGGCCUUUUUAGAAUCUUAAUGAACUUUAAAUAUUCAGGUGUUUUAUAUUUGAUAAAGUUGAGCUGCUUGGCUCAGGGGCAUUGUGAUAAAGGGGCUUCAUUUUGUAAGAGGCUGAUGAGCAGGAUAAAAGUUCUACUCGGUUUAAUGUGGCCUAACUCAGUUCAAAGUCACACAUGGUAAGUGGAUUUGCUGUAUAUUUCUCCCACUCAGUUUACCAUGACAGGACUUUGAACAGGUAGGGCACAUUCUGGUGUUAGAAAUCUGAAUGCAAGGUAUAUGGGGAGAGAUGGUGGCAAUUGAAUGGGUGAAAUGUUGCAAUUCAAGCUUUUCCUUUAAGUGCUUGCUUUGUUUUAAAAUUUUGUGGAAUCCUUUGUGGUGUUGACUUUGGAUACAUAUCCAAGAGUCUUAGAACAGUCUGGUGUUCCUUUUCCAACUCAUUCCUUUUCUGUUUGUUUGGUAUUGUAGUUUGGUGCAGUUAGUGUUAGAGAAGCUUGUCCAGCCAAGGUUCUUUGAUCUCUGAAGUUGGAAAAUCUGAAUUUUAGAGCUUUUAGAGUAGCAACUAGUUUGUCUGGCAUGCAUUUUUGGACUGACAUACAUAAUGUAUUGCAAUUGUGGGUUUUUCAUUGCUCUGCAAAACAGGUGCUGAUUCCUGGGAAACCACUGUAAUUUUGUAAGUAGUUUAUAGCUAUUAGCUUUGAAGAGAAAGGACGAGCUGAUGCUGUUCAACCUGUCCUGAGAACGAAAUCUUAAGAAUAACCAUAGACAACGCAUACUUAUGUAAAAAUAUCACAGAAACAAUACAGAUACAGAGACAAUAGAACAGUUUUCCACAAAUUGAUUGGAAAGGCAUAACAAUAGCAUAUUUUGGUAACCAUUUGAGUAUUUACCUAUGGGUGAUUCAUAUUGUCCAGAAUUACCAUUGUCUAUGGACAUUCUUCCUUUUGCUCCCAUGGAUUUAUAUGAAAAAAGAUAGUUUAAAAAAUGUUAGUGAGCUUAAUAAAGGUGGUCCUCAAUUUAUGACCAUAAUUGAGACUAGAAUUUUGAUCGCUGAGUGAUGCAGUCAUAAAGUGAUGUAAUGUGACCACAUUACUCAGUGACUGCAAUCUUGGUGAUUCUUGUUGCUGCUGUUAAGCAAAUUUUACUGGUCAUUACUCAAAGGCCCACCCCAGGAUUUGUCCCUGCCAGACCUGAGCCUCAAUAAGGUAAAUUCCACCAACCUGCUUAGCUCUUCCUCCCCGCCCUCCUUCCAAUCUCUGCACUUUGGGCUGUCCUGUACCCUGCUCCCAUUCCAGUUGCCCUCGCCAUCCUGCACUCUGAGACCCCCACUGCCCCAGCUGACCUUUGCCGCCAUCUUCUUGCUUCCUUUGCUUACCCACCCUGGCUAUUGGGCUGAUCUGGGACUGUCUUCAAGGUGGGGGAAAAAAGGGAACCAAGUCCAUUCCAGAGCUGCAGUAUGCCAAAUGCGCUGUGUUCCUGAGCCAAACGGGGCUGGCUUUGUGCUAUAAAAGGGAAAAAGUAUGAAGUAGCUGCUGAAAGGGGCUGCUUCGCAUUUUUUCUUUUACACAGCAGAAAGCCAGCCCCAUACAUCCCAGAACAUGGUGCAAAGGGGCGCUUUGGUGUGCUGUGGCCCACCAAAAUAUCCCUUUUAAGCUGCUUUGUCCUUUUCCUGAGCACAAAGCUGGCCCCAGACCAGGCAUACAUUGUCAGUAGUGGAGAGAGAGAGAAAAAAUAAAGUCAACUGGGACAGCAGAGCACAGGGUAGCAGGGGGCCAAAUGGGAAUUGGGGGGGUAUAGACAGUGGAAGGAGUUGAAGUGCCCCUGUGGUGGUAGGUGUGGGCAGGCUGCUAACCACCUGAAGUUUGAUUAUGGGGGCAUGCAAUGGCUGUAACUUUGGGCAUGGAUCAUAAGUCCCUAUGUUCCACUUCGUUGUAACCUUGAAUGGUUGCUGAACAAAUGGUCGUAAGUCAAGGACUAUGUGUAUCACAUUGCUCACUAAAAUAAUUGAGACGUUGUACAUCUUUUCCUGUUCUGUAAGCUUGCUUUAUAUGUGUGAAAAUUUAAAUAAGGCACUUUUUUCUUUCUCCAAAGUUCUGUACAUUAGUAAUCAUUUUAUAUUUCAUAAUAAUUAUUCCAUUGAUUUCUUAUUAAUUGCACAUUGUUGGUUGUGUCACAGAAUGUGGGGUUUGCUAUGUAUGAUUCUACUAUUAAUGCCUAUAUGUGAGUGUCUAUGAGAAUAGUUUUGACCUAAAUGUGAGAUGAUGUCUCAUUAGUUUUUGAAUUUUAAAGAGACUUCUACAAGAUGUGCAUUUUCUGCACAGCAUAGAUGUACGUACUAAAAAGAAGUAGAGGUUUUAGUGGUUUUUCUGAGUUUGUGGCUCCUAUUAACACGGGCGCCCAGACUUGCUUUCUUGUUUGCUACUUUCCACUUAUGGAUGUUCCAUGUUAGUUAAUAGUUGGAGACUAGUGGCACAGCCUUUAGAUAGUGAUGGUAAUGGGGGGAGGGGAGAGAGGAACAAAGAGGGCAAGAUGGUCAAGGGUUUUGUGUGGGGAAAGGUCAGGGGUGGGAAGGGUGGAUAUUGCUAGUCAGGAUACUGUACACUCUCUGUGAAAAGACAGGCUGGGGCUGAGGUUUCACCUUCCCGUGCCUCUCUUUUCUCCAUCUUUCCUGGUGGGUUUAUGGUUUGUGCUACCUUGCUUGGGAAGGGAAGCAUCAAGGCAUUCUUGCAUCUCUGACUUCAGUCUUCUUUCAGUCCAGUGUCCGUUAAGUCCUGUCUUUUCUUCUUCCACUUUCACACUUUCAGAUUUAAAAAAAACAUACGUGUUCUCAUGAGGUGGAGUGGUAGCAAAUCCAGUUGUUUAUUUUGUUGUAGCAUCUUGUAUGGGUAGGUUUUAAAAUCAGCCUCUUCAGCUCCAGCCUCUGCUUGUUUCCCAGAUAAUACCAUGGUUUAUUACAUUGCUUCUUCCAUCUUUUAUAAGACUUUUCAAAAAUGCUUUUGAAGUGGAGCCACUGUAUCCCCAUUUCAAAAGAAAGAUUGAAUUCCACUUCUCCAUAAAAGUUAUGCUCAGGAGGGUAUGUUAAGAUACCUUGAUUUUCACACAGAUGGGAAAAAUAAGUAGCCUGGACACUAGGGAAGGUCUCUGGUUGGCUGGGUUCCUCAGGGAGUGGUUUGGUAGAAGCCUGCAUAUAAUUUUCCUCCCCAGGUUUUAACCACAGUAUAUCAGUCCAACUACCUGCCUUUUGUGGUGGGGUCAUUACAAACUUGCUUCAUUAAGAAACAAAUCACUCAGUCCAUAAUAUGCACUAACUAGGAUUGUGGGGAAUUUGCUCCAUUGUACUACCCCGUCUCUCCACAUAUUUGCAAUUCUUUAUUUAAAUGGGGGAUUUUUCCAAACUUCAGCAUCCAGAAGAGAGGAGAGUCCAAAGGGGUAACGUGGGGCAUAUUUUCAGGGGUGUGUGUAUUCUGAAAAAAAAAAAGUAACAUAAACCAAGCUCUGAAUUUACAUGAAUUGUGAAAAUAAAUUAUUGGGGCCUUUUUUGUACCAUGGGCAAUAUGUUAUAGGAAAAAUUGAUUAGUGUGCCCCAUCUAGCCUAGCUGGUCUAUAUCUUUACAAAUCUGUCAUCCCAGUGUCAAGGGGCCAGGACUUGUUAGAUGGAAGAAGUUAAACAGGACCCGCACUCAAACUCAAAUCUGGCAUUGGUACAGCGUGAUUGAGUGCACACAGCCCUGGGUGUAUAUUAGUUUGGUCUGAGCAGAAGGAGAGGGUGGGGUGGGGGUAAGGGGGUUGUCUGUAUUUUUAAUGGUGCUAUAUUUGGAAGGGUUGAUGGAGGUUACUCUCAGCUCCAAGUGUGGAAAUUUGGGGCCUCAGGGUAUUUCCUGCCCCAUGAUCAGGCCGGUAUCCUGAAGUGGGGUAAAGGCAGAAAUGUCUGUUUGUAUUUUUAAUGGUGUAUGUUGGGGGAGGGGGUGCAUAAUACUUUUUACUUGAUUGAAAUAAACUCUUUUAAAACUUC